AGAAGCGCGUAGUCUCUCAAUGUACCUCAUUUGUUAGAAUAGUGGGCUGAACGAAAGUGUUCGUGGGCCUAUCGAAUUUUCUUUGCGGUCCACCAUCAAUGCAGCCCUGAUCUUACUCUUUCGUGAAUGCGGCUGGUACAACGUGAUCAACAUCCUGGCGUCUGUAAAUAAUCAGCCCGGGCGCUGUUAUUGGUUGUGGGAAGCGUUCCGGCGAAGUCGGUAAUACGUACAGUAUGAUACCAUGGAUGAGAGAAAAGUUUGCCGAGAGACGUGCCCGUUGGCAGCAGUCGCGCAAGCAGCCACGCGCUCCCGGCGAUUGUACUUCAAGCUGUAGUUCUGCUUCAUCCAGCUCGGGUGCCCCUUCAAGUGAACCUUCGUCAGGAACUCCUCCCGCCACCAGCGGAUCACCUGGCCACGGCCGUCUUCACGGCCUCCGAAAUCAUCGCUAUGGACAACGAGUCAUAGGGACACAAAUAGCACAGCAAUCUCAGCAACCAUCGACAUCAAACAGUGGGAGUGGCGGGACAUCGUGGCGAACGCGACCUUCACCAGACGGAGCGAAUGGGGAAACCAAAGCCGAGCAAGGAGCUGAGCAGCAGAUUACGUUAAGGAUUAUAAGCCCUCGGGGAGGCAUGGUCAAUGUGGAUGUUAGUCGUGUUCUAAAUGGACGCCAGUUGAAAAUGCACGGCCUGGAGAAGUUCGCCAGCAAUGCCUUUACGAUGCCACACUUUUCAUCGGAUCUUGACAAGCUAGCCGACCGCUAUCGGCUGAUACGAUCCCACAACAAACGAAUUUUCCGCGACGACGAUCUGUUACUUUACGUGCAUGACGACGAAGAGUUUCUGUUAAUUGCUAAACGUAUUGACAAGCCUCACGUCGAGGAUAUUACGAAGGGACCUUCAGUUGCAGAUAUUUUAGCUGCUACGCGACACAUUCCUCUAUCGCGAAUUAAUCAGGCAUCGGUGAAUUUUAAUCUUGGCAUGGUACAAGCGGAUGAACUUCAACAAGAUCUCCGGCGUAUUAUUAUAUCACUUUCGAAAGCAUCGGCAUACAUACUAGGAACUGGAACAUGCGCGGAAAAGCUAAUUGCGUUGUUCCAACAACGUCUCAUAAACAGAAAACGCCAUCAAAUUAGUUCAAUAGAAACGCUACUGGAGAUGGGAUUUUCCCUGGAUAAGAUAAAUCAAGCCUUGCAAAUUACCAAAAAUGUCUUUCCAGCGGCUCUAGACUGGCUCAUCCAGAACGAUAGUUCAGCAAAGCUUUUUAACUGUGAUAAGAGCGCUUCAUGUGCAUCGACUUCAACUACAACAAACCAAACUCACUUACCAGUGGGCACGCAGGAAUCUGGCAAUAGUAACAACGGAAAAAACUCAGACACCAGCAACGAAAGUAGAUCCCUAUCGACAUCAUCCUCGAUCAGAGAUUCUAUCGAUGAACCUGAAGAACGCGAUGAAGACGCUUUUGAUGGAGACAGCGAAGGUGAAAUAGGUGGUUCUAAAGAAAAGUAUCCUUUCAAGACCAAGCGAGAUAACAUCGUGACGCUGUUGGAGAUUGUGCGGUUGUAUUCAGAGAAAAGCGUUGUUCCGGCAUCAGAUUUGCUCGCCACCAUGAUGGAAAUGGGUUUUGAGGAAGAGAGCGUUCGAGAAGCUUUAAUUGCAACACACAACAAUCAGACCGCCGCGUGUGAGUGGUUGCUGGGAAAUCGGGCGAAAAGUGUACAGGGUUUAAACGAUGGGCUGCCGAUGGAGUCCCCUAUUUUACGUGUUCUAAUGGAAUCACCACAAGUACAAGUUAGCUUAGGAAAUCCAAAAAUGUUUAUUGCACUGAUCACAAUGUUAGAAAACUCCUCAACAAUGACCAUGUGGCUUAGCGACAACGAUACUUCCUCGGUACUGGGGCACAUCCUACGUACAUACCAUGAGGAGAAACACAUACUUGCUAUCAAUCAAUACAGCAACGCACCGCAAAAUAGCUUCAGCCAACGAUAAACCACAAUUAUCCACAAUAUUGCACGUGGCCUUGGCCUCCAGCGUCUCGAUAUUGGUGCUUUUUAUGAGAAAUUUAACUUCAGUAGAAAGAACAAGAAAAUAAGAAGAAACAAGAAAAGAUAGAACAGUAGAAGAAACAAGAACAAGUCAGCUCUUCGCGGAAUGCAGUGAGGAUAAACAAAAUUAUAGAUGUACCGAUAGUCUUUCGAUAGUAAUGUUACUGGCUAGGCUUCUACAACUAAAUCCAAGUUCAAAUAUUGUUAUUGUGGCUAAAAAGGUAGACUUCAAACCGUGAUGGUGUUUUGGGCUUCAGCAGUGAAGUGAAGUAUGAAAUCCAACGUAACUCCAAGGCUUAGCGAACAGAGUAUUUUACCAUUUGGCCUCUAGAUGCAGUACUUUCGAGAGUUGAACAAACAAGUCAGUGAACGCGUUUAUUUGAGUAGAUUUGUAUCGUUCGUACAAAAGGUUAAAGAAAUUGAAAUAAGAAUGCAUAGGUUGGUCUUCAACUAGCAGAUCAUUUUGAGUAUUAAUGGCCACGGAAAAUAUUGGUAAUCGAGCAAGUUACGGACCCCAAAGAGAAAUAUAUACAGACAAUAUAAUUGAUAUUUCACGGAGUUCAACGAAGAUUUGUGAUUAACGUAGUGUAAAGUUACUAAAUCUGUAACAUUCAUUCUAUGCAGUACCACCAAAAAUCUAAACCACUAGUCAACGAAUGUAGGAAAAAAUGAA
This is a messenger RNA of Anopheles bellator, 2717 nucleotides long. RefSeq names its product ubiquitin-associated domain-containing protein 1 (gene Kpc2). The record is from RefSeq and is a predicted model, not a curated record. Lineage: Eukaryota; Metazoa; Arthropoda; Insecta; Diptera; Culicidae. The transcript has 8 exons. Gene Ontology annotation, molecular function: protein binding. Bases 234 to 1988 code for a protein of 584 amino acids.